AAUGCUUGUCGCCUACUCCUUUUAGUUUCCACUCUCUAACAGCUUCUUUUAAACUCUUUUCCCAGAGAGAAAAUAGAGAAAUCCAGAGCUCACAGCCUCACAAGUUACAACCUUUUCACGGAGAUAGCUCUGUUUCUUUCUGGGUAAAUGGAGAGACACAGAUGUAAACUCUGCUUCAAGAGCUUUUCUAAUGGAAGAGCUUUAGGCGGUCACAUGAGGUCUCAUAUGUUGAAUCUUCCAAUUACUACAAAACCAGAAGAAGAAGAGGAAGAAGAGGAAGAAGAAGAAGAAGAGGAAGAAGAAGAAGACACACCCAUUCAACUCGGUGAAGAUACCGAGUCAGCUUCAUCUUCUUCUUCAUCUUCAUCUUCAGAGGAAGAAGCGGAAGCAGAGGGAGAAGACAAGGGUCUUUCUUAUGGAUUAAGGGAGAACCCCAAGAGAAGUAUUAGAUUGGUAGAUCCUGAGUUCUCGUUUGCUGUGGAUGCUGCGUCUGUUGUUCUUCAGGACAGAGAAAGCGAGACCGAAUCGUCCAAGAACCCUACUCGGAGACGUUCCAAACGGAACCGGAAAUUGUUAGAGCAUCAAUAUCAUCACCACCAACAAAGACAAGAGCAAGAGAACAACAUAAAGAAGCUUAAUUUUAAUAAAUUUAGUAAAGCCGAUUCGUGGGCGGAAGCUGAACCCGUGAGUUCAAUCUCCGACACCACCACAGAGGAAGAUGUCGCUUUCUGCCUUAUGAUGCUUUCAAGGGACAAAUGGAAGAGAGUGGUACAACAAAACCAGCGAGAACAAGAUGAGGAAGCAGAAACUGAAAAGUCCAUUGAGGAAACAGAUGAAUCAGAGGAGUUCAAAUCUUGCAAGGCAAGAACUAAAGGCAAGUACAGGUGCGAAACAUGUAAGAAAGUAUUUAAAUCGUAUCAAGCUUUGGGCGGACACAGAGCUAGUCACAAGAAACUCAAACUUUACACACCAGCUAAAGAACUAAACUUGGGGCCACAGAAUGCAGGAACUUCAACGUCUGCGGCAGAGAAGAAAGUUCAUGAAUGUCCAUAUUGUUUCAGAGUAUUUUCAUCUGGGCAAGCUCUGGGUGGUCACAAGAGAACUCAUGUAACUGGUGUAGCAGCAACUCCGGCUAGAAGUUCUUCAAAGAUCGAAGACAACUUGAAUUUAAUAGAUCUUAAUCUUCCAGCUCCAGUUGAUGAUGAUGAUCUUAGCCAAAUCGAGCUAUCUGCGGUAUCCGAUGCAGAAUUUGUCAACCACAUCAAGAGGUGAGUGUUUGCUUACUCUGCUAUGAUAUUCGAAAAAGAAGGUUCGAUCCAAAAGUAAAAACAAAAACAAAGCAAAAAAGAAGAAGAAGAAGAAGCUUUUGGCUACUUUUGCGUUUUGGGAUCUAAAAUCAAGCGAAUUUGUUAGUUUCAAUUAAAUUAUAUGGUUCCUAUUGAUUUAUCUAUAGACUAUUUCUUGGUUCGGAUUCCGACUGUAAUUCAUUUCUUAGUUCUUCUCU
Manihot esculenta (cassava) is the source of this 1504-nucleotide messenger RNA. RefSeq names its product zinc finger protein ZAT9. The transcript has a single exon. Gene Ontology annotation, biological process: regulation of DNA-templated transcription. NCBI's taxonomy places the organism in Eukaryota, Viridiplantae, Streptophyta, Magnoliopsida, Malpighiales, Euphorbiaceae. The coding region runs from base 148 to 1272 and encodes 374 amino acids. The record is from RefSeq and is a predicted model, not a curated record.